AUGUCUGUUCAAAUAUAAUUUGUUUAUGAAUUUAUAUUUAAUGAGAAAAUCGAUUGUUAUUAAAAAGCUGAGGACAAAGUUGAUGAUUCUGAAUCUCAUAUCGACUUCAUCUUGUUUUCCACAGAAAAAAAUGAAAUUCACAAAAAUCAUUAUGCCAAUGCAAGAUGA
Molecule: messenger RNA, 168 nt
Organism: Paramecium tetraurelia
Lineage: Eukaryota; Ciliophora; Oligohymenophorea; Peniculida; Parameciidae
Exons: 1
Source: RefSeq, a predicted model, not a curated record